AUGACACGUCCUGUACCGUUGAUCAAGGCCCAGAAUGGCCUGGUUAGCUUUAGCUCCACAAGAGAACGGGAAUUCUACAAGUAUCUGCCCCUGUCGAGACAUACAGUGCCGCAUGUCAAUCUUGACACCUGUGUUGGAGAUUUAACCCCUCGAACAUCCCCCGAUUCAUCACUUUCCGCAUUUGCUCAACUCGGCGCAUUGCGGUUAGAUGCUCAACGAGCCACAAUCUCGCUUUUUGGUCGACAUGAACAGCACAUUCUGACCGAAGCAACCCAAUCGCUCAGCUUAAGGGAUGACAAUGACCAUAAAACUCUGGAUGGGCUCUGGGUUGGGGCUUGUACUAUGUCCUAUGACCGCGGUUUCUGCGCAGCCAUUGCCAGCUCCACGUCCUCUUCAACACAGUCCCCCACAAAUGCGGUCUUCAUUGUUCCGGAUUUAACUCAAAACGAGACUUAUCAAGACCACCCAGAUGUCACGGGCGAUCCUAAGAUCCGCUUUUUGGCUCACGCUCUAAUAGUUAGCCCAAAAGGAAUUGUCAUUGGUGUUUACACCAUUCUCGAUGAUAAACCUCGAUCCUCCCUGAAUUCCGAGGAGAUGAAAUUCCUGAAAGAUAUGGCAGCAACAUGCAUGGACUAUUUGGUGACCAACCGGGCUAAAAGUCAACAUAUCCGAAGUGAACGCAUGAUUGUCGGACUAGGAAGCUUCCUAGAGGGAAAAGGCAGUCUGCGUAGCUCCUGGGUGGAUAAGACCGACGGAGGCGCGACAGCCGGUCAGGACAACAAAACCGAAGGAAGCGUGAGCACCCAGCAACAGGACAAACAACAUCUAGGUGGUGUCGGUCUGGCUCAACCACGCAAGGACAGCCAGAGUCUGCCUUUUCGCUCAGAUCAGUCUGAUACCCCACUGAACACGAAACCAAACACUUUGCGGGGGCGUGCGAGUCCCAUGCCGAGAUCAAAGAGCAACACGUCACGAGAUGGGCGGAAUCGCGCAAAGGCCUACCCAGAAACCAAACACAAAUCGAAAAAAGAGGUGUCUGUUAGUCAGAUUGAAGACACGUUCGGGCGCGCCGCCAACAUCGUUCGCGAAAGCCUCGAGGUUGAGGGUGUUGUUUUCUUCGACGCUAAUUCUGGUGGGCAAGAUGCUUUUGUGACCAACGAAAGAGCAGAUCAUGAUGGUUCUUCGAGUGAGAAUGAAAACAAAGCGAAAAAGGAGUAUACGCAGUCAGAUGUCGCCCAAUCAUUGCUCGAAAACUCUGGCAAAGAAACGUUGAACGCGUGCAAAAUUCUAGGAUUUGCCACAUCUAAUGCUGCUAGCGUCAACAGUGAGUUGACUGGAGAUGCAAAGCUUGCUUUGUCGGAAUCACUGCUUGCUGGCCUCUUACGCCGCUAUCCUAGUGGCAAGAUUUUCAACUUCACCGAAGACGGUUCCAUUUCAUCUGACGACACCAGCGAUUCCAUUUUUGAGACAUUCAAUUCUCGCGUGGGCAAGAAAUACAAGAAAACGCGAAAAUCUGUCCUACGUCAUGAUGCCUUAGCUCUAUUGAACAUGGCACCGGGUUCUCGAAGUAUUAUUUUCUCGCCGGUCUGGGAUUCUCAUAAAUCGAGAUGGUAUGCGGGAACAUUUGCAUGGACAAAGACCAUGCAGCGCGUCUUCACUCUAGAUGAUGAAUUGACUUUCUGCACCGCUUUUGGCAGCAGCGUUAUAGCCGAGGUUCAUCGUCUAGGCGCAUUGUUUGCGGACCAAGCUAAGGCUGAUUUACUGGCCGGUCUCAGCCACGAACUUCGAUCUCCUCUUCAUGGUAUCUUCGGCACUGCAGAGUUGUUGAAUGACACCAUAAUGGAUGCUCUUCAACGGGGACUUGUACACACUAUUUCAUCUUGCGCAAACACAUUGCUUGGCUCAAUCAACCAGCUUCUCGAGUUCUCCGGUAUCAACGAUAUCCAAAAAAAACACUCUCUGAGCGCAUCAUCAGAUUCUACUUCCUUAGCCCCCAGCGAAAACGGAUCUAUAACUAGAGGCCGCAAUACUGAAUCCAUCAUCCAUUUGGAUGUUGCUGUUGAAGAGACUCUUGAGACAAUUUUCGCCGGUUUCUGCUUCUUCCACAAAUCGCGCCUUCCGCUCCGGGGUGGGACUCAGAAGAACGGUAAACAGACUGGGUUUGUCGGCUUAGCAGGAGGCGUGAAAAUGAUCCUCGACAUUGACUUUGCUUCUCAUAGCACCUUCUUCACUCGCCCUGGGGCGUUGCAUGUUAUCCUCACAAACAUGGUGGGAAAUGCCUUAAAAUACACCCAGCAAGGGUAUGUCUAUGUCUCAGUUAAGACGGAACCUAAUGAGCUCGGGGAGAAUGAUGAACCUUUGCGUUCCAAGAUGACACUAUCUGUCCAAGAUACAGGAUGCGGCAUGGACUCAGAGUUCCUACAGAAUGGAUACUUCACUGCCUUCUCACAGGAAGAUUCUCUGCUACCUGGAAAUGGCUUAGGUGCCAACAUCACACAAAAAACUGUUUCAUCACUUGAUGGUGAGCUUGAGGUUCGGUCUCAAAAGGAUAUUGGGACUCAAGUUGAUGUAAUCCUUAAACUGGACAACGCCCCGCGGCAUGUGGAAUCCAAAAAAGAUUCGGGCGACGACCCUCAAAACGACUUCGUUGUUUCGACAAGGCGCCUGGUGCGUCACAAGUCCAUCGGAAUACUAGGUCUCGGGUCGUCCGAGCUGGACAAUAGCGUGUCUUCAAACCUGCAAAAGAUAUGUCAGGAGUGGUUUCAAAUGGAUGUUCACCUCGUCAUUCCAUCACAUACACAUUUCCCCCACUGUGAUUUCUACAUCUCGCCCUAUGAAUACUUGGACAUUGGAAACCUGGAGAUCAAGUCUAUCGCCCCUGACUCGGAUGCAAAAUUCCCCUCUCCUGUUAUUAUAAUAUGCUCAUCCCCGAGAGUCGCUCAUUCGCUGUACUUGGCAGCUCGCCAGCGCGGUGAUUCAGAUGUCCUAGAGUUCAUCUCUCAGCCCUGUGGGCCUCAAAAGCUAGCAAAAUCCUUGGAUAAUUGCCUGAAACGCCAAAAUCGCCGUUUUGUUGGAGCCGCGACCCCAGCACACUCAAGGAUCUCCGAAUUUGAAAGGCUUAGAAGUCAAAUGUUUCCCACUCCUGUGGAAGACUCCAGGAAAGAGUCGGCAGUAACACCGACAAAUCAUUCGCCGCCAAUGGCAAAUCAGGGUCAUACGGACCCAGCACCAGGAAAGUCUCCAUUAAACCAAGCGGAUUAUUUCUCACUUCUAGCGCCUGCCCUAGCUCCUCCCCAAGAGGGCAAGGAAACCGCAAUGAAUGGGAACCAACCGCAGCAAGGCCCCCCAAUGGCCCUAUUAGUUGAUGAUAAUGAGAUCAACAUCUCUUUACUUGUUGCUUUCAUGAAAAAGCUGGGUCUUCAAUACCUGAUUGCACGCAAUGGACAAGAGGCCUUGGAAUCCUUCAAGGAAAAUAAUUCUCAAGUCAGCAUUGUUCUUAUGGACAUCACCAUGCCGGUCAUGGAUGGUUUGGAAUCCUCACGGCAAAUUCGUGCUUUUGAAAAUGUCUUAGAGGGACAUGACCGUGUUCCAAUUGUCGCUCUGACUGGUGUCGCCCAAGCGGAGGUUGAAGACGAAGCUAUCAGCUCGGGGAUGAACUUGUUCUUGACGAAACCUGUGCGAUUGGAUACUAUUGCGCGAGUCAUCAAGGACCACGUGGGCGUCGUUGAACCCCUGCCAAAAGGUAAUGGUAAUGGUAAAGUAUCGGAAUGCGAUUCUGGAAAAGACGACAUUGAGCGGUAG
Molecule: messenger RNA, 3801 nt
Organism: Penicillium nucicola
Lineage: Eukaryota; Fungi; Ascomycota; Eurotiomycetes; Eurotiales; Aspergillaceae
Exons: 3
Coding region: 1-3801 (1266 amino acids)
Biological process (GO): phosphorelay signal transduction system
Molecular function (GO): phosphorelay sensor kinase activity
Source: RefSeq, a predicted model, not a curated record